Saccostrea echinata is the source of this 1552-nucleotide messenger RNA. Its product is annotated as NF-kappa-B inhibitor alpha-like. Gene Ontology annotation, molecular function: protein binding. Bases 226 to 1260 code for a protein of 344 amino acids. The transcript has a single exon. The record is from RefSeq and is a predicted model, not a curated record. NCBI's taxonomy places the organism in Eukaryota, Metazoa, Mollusca, Bivalvia, Ostreida, Ostreidae.
AGGGGAAAUCCAAACGGGAAUUCCCUAUCGUACAAGUCCCUUUGUGCGUUGUCUUUGUUAGAUUGAAAAUUUCCAGUUUCUACGUUGGGUGGAAAGUCCAUCGAAACAAAAACAGUAUACGUUGGGAAUUUAGCCGUUGAAGAGGUACAUAACUUGCGAGAUUUGAAUUAUAUUCUUUAUUUUUGUACACUCGAUUGUGAUAAACAGUUUUGCACUGAUCUAAACAUGGAUAUGAACGACCUAGAAGAAGACUGCUGUGCAGCACCUAUGCCUGAAAACUUCCAUAAAUUUGGACCAUCUGAUGGAAGACUGGACAAACUGAAGUCUGAAGAGAGAUUUGAUUCUGACGCUGGCCUUGGAGCCUCCAUUACUUCCCACGACAGUGGGUGCCUUACAGACAUUCGAGAUCAAAUUUUGAAACAUUCUCAAAGACGAGAGCCAACUGUAGAAGAAUCUGUGGAAGACUUUGAAAAGUUGGCUAUCGAUACGAAGGAUAACGACGAAGGAAUAUGUGAUUCUGUUCAAGAAGGUGAUCUGAGAGUCGAAGAAUCAUCUGAAAAAUUCACAGAUGACGAUUUUUUGAUUUAUGGGAGGGACGCAGAUGGCGACACUCUCCUCCACCUUGCAAUAAUUUCGGGACAUGUCAUGUUGGCAAAGGUGUUUAUAGAAGUGGCGCCAUGGACUGAGUGCUUAGAUAUAUACAACGACAAACUCAGACAAACGCCAUUACAUCUUGCCGUUUUGAUGAAACAAGUCGAGAUUGUCAGACUUUUAUUAGACAAUGGUGCCAAUCCUGAAAUGUUUGAUCACAACGGGGACACGGCGCUUCAUAUUGCAUGUCGGUCUGGAAACGUUACCAUGGUAAAAGAAAUUCUGAAACACCGAGAAUCGCGAACUGUUCAAAAUCUAGAUGUAAGGAACUAUGAAGGCUACACUUGUUUACAUGUAGCCGUUGUCGGGGGAUUUACGAAAAUUGUAGACAUUCUUUUGAAAUCGGGUGCUGAUGUGAACGUUGGGGAUGGUAAAAGUGGUGCCACCGCCCUACAUUUGGCUGCCAAAGGCAACAAAAUAGACAUUGUCUCAUCUUUAUUAGAGCAACCCAAAAUCGCCAUAGACAAUAAGAUGUACAAUGGUGUUACUCCCCUAAUGGUAGCAGUAGAGCGCCAGCGCUCUGAUAUUUCUGACCUCCUCGUGAGCCAUAACGCAGACAUUGACUUUCUUGAAUCUCUUACUUCGAGUGAGGAAGAAGAAGAAACAUAAAGUGUUUAUUUGUACAUAAUAAAAACUUAAAUUCUCAGGGAGGCUCUGUGAUGUACAUUUUUUCUUUCGUACUUCUGCACUCAGUCAACCCGGCUGUAGGGCUGUGAUUGGCUGAGAGUGUAUCCGGGGAAUUUAUUAUUUAUCAUACUUAUCAUGCUUAUAUAAUUUAGCUAUUAAAGGGUCUUUUCGAUCUGCCGUCAUUGAAUCGGCAAGGUUGGAUUGACUUCCGCUAUUGUAGUGUAGUUGACAUUCAAUAGAAAAUGUAGUUGGAAUAAAUUAAUGCCAUAUUGUU